This is a messenger RNA of Penicillium canariense, 504 nucleotides long. Its product is annotated as V-type proton ATPase proteolipid subunit. Gene Ontology annotation, biological process: proton transmembrane transport. The record is from RefSeq and is a predicted model, not a curated record. Gene Ontology annotation, molecular function: proton-transporting ATPase activity, rotational mechanism. NCBI's taxonomy places the organism in Eukaryota, Fungi, Ascomycota, Eurotiomycetes, Eurotiales, Aspergillaceae. Bases 1 to 504 code for a protein of 167 amino acids. Gene Ontology annotation, cellular component: proton-transporting V-type ATPase, V0 domain. The transcript is spliced from 7 exons.
AUGGCGGACAGUGAGCUGGCGCCCAAGUUCGCCCCAUUCUUCUCCUUCGCCGGCAUUGCUGCUGCAAUGGUCUUGGUUGGUGGACACAUAGCUUACAAUUUCACAGCCGGAGGCGCAGCUUAUGGCACAGCGAAGUCGGGUAUCGGUAUUGCGGGCGUGGGCACCUUCCGCCCAGACCUGAUCAUGAAGUCCCUCAUCCCCGUCGUCAUGUCCGGUAUCAUUGCGGUCUACGGUCUCGUCAUCUCGGUGCUCAUCGCAGGAGCUGUCAAUCCAGCUCAGCAACAAAGUUUGUACACAGGAUUUAUGCACCUUGCUGCCGGGUUGUCAGUUGGUCUCUCCGGUAUCGCAGCCGGCUACACUAUUGGAAUUGUCGGUGAUGCUGGUGUCCGGGCUUACAUGCAACAAUCGCGGGUCUAUGUCGGCAUGAUUCUGAUUUUGAUUUUCGGCGAAGUUCUGGGUCUCUAUGGCUUGAUUGUCGGCUUGAUUUUGAACUCGAAGUCUUGA